CUCUCAUCUACCACACCUUCACCUCCAUCCCCAUCCUCAAGAGAAUAGCAUUGGAGACAGGAAAAUAAAGCUGUCACACCACACAAAGCUCAAGACCCAGACCAUUAUUCAUUCUUCCAUACUGCCACCAUGGUUCAGCAGCACGGAGACCACCAUGACAUCCCAGCCGAGCACAAGGUUCACAAGCCCGGUGCUUGGCUCCCGACCGACACGCGUAUCCACAAGGCAUGGCUGAAGAAGCAGGUCGACCAUGUGGACAACAACCCCAAGACACUCAUCCCGGUGCUGCAGGAGUUCAAGGACUUCAUCGAAACCAACCCCAGGAUCAGGAUGCUUUUCACCCAGAUGUGGGAGGAGGUUCCCAACAAGGAGCCCUACAACAAGGACCCAACUGGCCAUAAGCAGAUCCGUGACUACGGUCACAUGCUUGCUGUGCUCAACCAUAUCUUCUCUCGAGCCCCCGAGUGGACUGACGCUGCUGAGCAUGUCGGUAUGGUGGGUGUGCCCAUGUGUGCCGUCUUUGACUAUCCCAUGGCCACACCCAGUGGCCACGCUGCCUUCCUGGAUCCAGAUGUGAACAGGAUGCUGAAGAAGGUCCUGAACGAGUGGGGCAGGUUUCUGCAGACACCGGAGUCAGCCGAGGUCCUCAACGACAGCCACACAGGCUGGUUCGGCAAGACGGGUGUCCAGGACGUCAUGGCCGUUGCCAACGCACCGCUGCAGACCAGCCACAAGUUCGAGGAGCACUACAAGUGCGACGCUACGAAGCCCAAGUACGGCUUCAAGUCGUGGGACGACUUCUUCACGCGCGAGCUGCAGGAGUCGGCCCGCCCCGUCGCCGACCCAGAGGACGACAAUGUCAUCGUCAGCGCCUGCGAGUCGCGCCCCUAUGCCGUGCAGCGCGACGUCAAGUUCCGCGACACAUUCUGGAUCAAGGGCCAGCCCUAUUCCAUCGUCGACAUGCUCAACGCCGAUCCCCUAGCCGAGCAGUUCCGCGGCGGCACCGCCUACCAGGCCUUCCUGUCGGCGCUGUCGUACCACAGGUGGCACGCCCCCGUCAGCGGCACCGUCAAGAAGGCCUUCCUUGUCGACGGAACCUACUUUAGCGAGCCGCUGUACGACGCCGGCGACCUCAACAGCGCGUCAGAGCAGGAGGAGAUCAAGCAGGGUAUCUCGGCUGCCCAGGGCUACCUCUCGUGUCUGGCCGCCCGCGCCGUCAUCUUCAUCGAGGCCGAUAACCCUGCCAUCGGCCUGAUGGCCUUUAUCGGCAUUGGUAUGGACGAGGUGAGCACCUGUGAGAUCACCGUCAAGGAGGGCCAGCACAUCAAGAAGGGCGACCAGACCGGCAUGUUCCACUUUGGUGGGUCUACCCAUGUCCUGCUCUUCAGGAAGGGUGUCCAGGUGGAUGGGUUCCCUGAGCCAGGGCAGACGAACAACGUGGCUGUCAGGAGCAAGGUGGCCGUCGUGCAGGGUUAGCUAUGAAUCAUGAGUAAUGAAUCAAAAUAGUACUUUUAUAGCAAUUAUGACCUUUUCUUCUCUG
Molecule: messenger RNA, 1540 nt
Organism: Cryphonectria parasitica EP155
Lineage: Eukaryota; Fungi; Ascomycota; Sordariomycetes; Diaporthales; Cryphonectriaceae
Exons: 3
Coding region: 130-1476 (448 amino acids)
Biological process (GO): phosphatidylethanolamine biosynthetic process
Cellular component (GO): mitochondrion
Molecular function (GO): phosphatidylserine decarboxylase activity
Source: RefSeq, a predicted model, not a curated record